Molecule: messenger RNA, 430 nt
Organism: Capsaspora owczarzaki ATCC 30864
Lineage: Eukaryota; Filasterea; Ministeriida; Capsasporidae
Exons: 3
Coding region: 24-257 (77 amino acids)
Biological process (GO): protein N-linked glycosylation
Cellular component (GO): membrane-bounded organelle
Source: RefSeq, a predicted model, not a curated record
UUUUACUCUUAUUUUUCUAUUCAAUGGCUGAGUACACUCCGUACAACGCACCGCUCAACCCGGCGAGCUUCUCCACUCUGGCCUUCAUCCUGAUUGUCAUCGGACUGAUCUUUGCCGGAACGUUCUUUGUGCAGCAAGUAACCACAUCCAAGCAAAACCGUAACCUGGUGCAGGAAUUGUCGGGCGCCGGCUUGGCUUCUGUCUUUCUCGGUUUUGGCACGCUCUUCCUCCUGCUAACAGUCGGCAUCUAUGUCUAACAUCCAACGAAAACACGAUUGAGACACGAUUGUGGCGAGCGGUGGACGCCCCUCUUUGUUGACGACCGCAAAGGCCACAACACCAACAAAAAAAAAACAAACAAAAGAUUCAAUGAUAAACAGCUAUUCAGUAUUUCUCAAUACACUUAACAAAAAACAUUACAAAAGUAACA